CCAUCCGGUUUGCACGGACAGGGAUGACCGCUGAGGACUCGCGGCUUGCCUCGCCCUGUUUUGCAACAUCGAAGCAGCAUUUUGAAGACAUUCGUUAAAAAAUAUAUAUAUACAAUGUAUCCUUUCGUUGAUAUAGGAUGGAAGUCUCUCUAGAACAACUACUUUUUUUCAUGUCUGAAAAGCCAGUAAAUGAGAAAUGGAGUGCCGGUACUAUUUGAUGAGCGGAGGAAAAUUGAUUUCGUUUAAAAGAUAUGGCUGUGAAGCCAUGUGCUUCUUUGUUUACAAAAACAUAGGCUGUUAGUGGAGUGGUGAAAUUGUGUGAAUAGUUCUGUAAAGAAUUUGAACUUGUAAGAAGUGAGCCCCACAACCGUACCUGCAACUUGCCUGGAGCAGUCUAUUCAGACAGUGGGACAAACUGUAUCUGCCAACUCAAUGCCUAGUUUCAAUUCCCUACCGACCAUUCGUAAGGGUGGCAAGGAUGAUUUCUCAGGUUCUCCUGACGGGGACACUAUGUUGCCUACUCCCAGGUUUGCUGGAUGCUACACCACUGAAGGCUAGAGCUGUGAGGGAGGUCAGCAUCGACUCUGCCCAGGCUCGUGGCUUCCUGUCUCAGUCACGCCCCAAACGGAACGUCGAUCACAAGUGGCACGGCGGCACGCCUGAUUUCCAGUCCUACUACAAAUUCUACAACAGCAUCGGCCAUAUUGAAGGACUGUAUGAGAUUGACAGGAUCAGGAUGCUGUAUCAGCAGAUGCGUCACCUGGAGCAGGUCUAUGGGCCAGACGCCUCCAGCUACCAGAAUGCCCUGGGUGUGAUAACCCCACCACCCACCACCAUAGCCCCUACUACCACCACACUGCCUGCUACCACUCAGCCCACUCCUACUACCCAAGCACCACUUUCUUUUACUAAGACUGACGUCCUGUAUCUGUGUAACCCCAAAGACCCCCUCUGUAAAGCUCACAUCGUCUACCUGCCUGCAGGGGCCAUCCCAGUCCUCUGUGACCCACGCUACAACCCUGCCUGCAAACCCCAAACUGCUACGGUGGUCAUUGCUGCUGUACCUAUGGAGCCAGCUCCUGCAGCACCUCUGGAGCCAGCUGUUGAAGCACCACCUCCACGAUCUCCUAAGAAGUCUCUCCAACCUCAUCGUCCUCCUCCCAUCAUCAUUAAAGGGAUGGAGUAUGACUGUGACCCUUACUGGGACCCUGACUGCCUGAUCGAUCACCCACCUCGCCCUGUCAAGGCGACUGAGCCACUACCACCACCACAUACACUCCCCGUUGUUGUGGAGAAGAAGGUGAAGGAAGACGUUGCUCUUGAGGAGACCAAAACACCUUUUGACCUGCGUGAUUUUCGGCGUGACAUAUUUGACCCGUACCGCUAUUCUGACCAAGCCCCUGACCCGCAGUAGACAAAUAAAACAGUAGUGUUAGUUUACAACAGAAGGUCAGUAAACAAAUACAGGUAGAACAAAACCAUAACUUUUUUUUUAAUGCAAUUUCCCUCCAAGUAUGACACUUUUUCACUUCAUCAGAGAAUAUGGUUUCAGUUUUAGAGACAAGCCUGACAAAAUCUUGUAUUCAAUGUGGGUAUGUGAGCCUGUUAUUUUCCUUAACAUUAGGACAUUUGUCUGGGUGUGGACUCUACGAGGUGUUGAAAGCGUUCCACAGACACAGUUGUGUCAUGUUGCCUGGAUGUCCUUUUGAUACAAACCCAGCAGCGUUGCAGUUCUUGAAACACUCAAACCGGUGUUCCUGGCUC
Oncorhynchus tshawytscha (Chinook salmon) is the source of this 1764-nucleotide messenger RNA. Its product is annotated as pollen-specific leucine-rich repeat extensin-like protein 3. The transcript has 6 exons. The coding region runs from base 479 to 1414 and encodes 311 amino acids. The record is from RefSeq and is a predicted model, not a curated record. NCBI's taxonomy places the organism in Eukaryota, Metazoa, Chordata, Actinopteri, Salmoniformes, Salmonidae.